Saitoella complicata NRRL Y-17804 is the source of this 1503-nucleotide messenger RNA. Its product is annotated as NADP-dependent leukotriene B4 12-hydroxydehydrogenase. NCBI's taxonomy places the organism in Eukaryota, Fungi, Ascomycota, Saitoellomycetes, Saitoellales, Saitoellaceae. Bases 72 to 1154 code for a protein of 360 amino acids. Gene Ontology annotation, molecular function: oxidoreductase activity, acting on the CH-CH group of donors, NAD or NADP as acceptor. The record is from RefSeq and is a predicted model, not a curated record. The transcript has 6 exons.
CACCCUGCUCGUAUACAUCCAUUGCUUCGUCAGUCAUUGAACAAACAGGCAGGUAUCCAUUCAACGCCAACAUGUCGACCUACAAACAGAUCGUCCUCGCCUCCAGGCCCAAGAACGAGAUCAUCCCGUCCGAGGUGUUCAGGACGGAGGAGGGAGGACCGAUCCCGACUGAUAAAACGUUGAAGGACGGAGAGAUUGCUAUCAAGGUUGACUAUCUGUCAUUGGAUCCUGCUAUGAGAGGAUGGAUGAAUGACACGAAAUCCUACGUCCCUCCCGUGAAAAUCGGAGAGGCCAUGAGAGCCUAUGGCAUCGGCACCGUGACUUUCUCCAAACACCCACGCUACAACCCCGGUGAUUUGGUCGUCGGUACCUUCGGCUGGCGCGAAUACGUCGUCACAACCGGUUCCGGAAUCGAAAAAGUGAUCCUCCCUCAGGGCGCGACUCCGCGUGACUUCCUCUCCACCCUCGGCAUGACAGGUCUCACUGCCUACUUCGGACUUCUCCGUCACGUUCCCGAAAACGUAUUGGGACCGAAUUGUACAGUUGUGGUCAGUGCCGCUGCCGGCGCGACGGGAAGUGUUGUGGGGCAAAUCGCGAAGGUGAAGGGGUGUAAGGUUAUUGGGAUCGCGGGAGGGGAGGCGAAGUGUAGGUGGGUCAGGGGGGAGUUGGGGUGGGAUGGUUGUGUGGAUUACAAGAAGAAAGGGUGGGAGAGGGAUUUGAGGGAGGCGGUUGGGAGGGGCGGGAUUAAUGUGUAUUUUGAUAAUGUUGGUGGCGACAUCCUCGAUGAAUGCCUCAAACUCGCCGCUCCACAUGCGAAAUUUAUUAUCUGUGGUAGUAUCUCGCAGUAUAACACGAGUAAGCCGCAAGGUCCUCGUGCGUUUUUGUUGGUUAUCUCGAAGAGGAUUACGUUGAAAGGGUUUAUCGUAUUUGAUUUCUUGAAGGAGUAUGACCAGGCGAGGAAGGAGUUGGCUCAAUGGUUACUGGAAGGAAAGAUCAAGAGGAUGGAACACAUUGUCGAUGGCGGGAUCGAUGCUGCGCCGCGUGCGCUGGUCCAACUAUUCGAGGGCGCGAACACGGGGAAGAUGAUGGUAAAGGUUUCGUCCGACGCAGAGGCUCCUACUUCCUCUGUCUCGGCGUCCAAGUCCAAAUUGUAAACGCCCCCCCUUGAUCCCUUCAAUCCGUCUCGGCAUCACGGAAGGCUCGGCACAAAUACUUCGCAACUGCAGGGAUCUCUGGGGGCAAGGGCUAGAUUCAUUGUGUUAUUGGAUGAGAUGCCUCGAAAUGGGGCAGGUUUGAUUUACGGCGCAGAAGGCUGCCGCAGCACUCUGGAAGCUCCGCGGAGGCAUUUCGGGUCUCGGGUGCGGCCGUGGGCAGUCGAAGGAGGCCCUGCAUCGACCGCGUCUGGAGGCUGAGCUUUUUUUGAUGGGGGUGUGAUUGGGUAGAUAAUAGCAUCGAUUCCUUCAAAUAUACCGGCUGUCCCAUCGCGAGUGCGGGCGUGAAGCU